This is a messenger RNA of Coregonus clupeaformis (lake whitefish), 2995 nucleotides long. RefSeq names its product synembryn-A-like. The record is from RefSeq and is a predicted model, not a curated record. Gene Ontology annotation, biological process: G protein-coupled receptor signaling pathway. Bases 532 to 2745 code for a protein of 737 amino acids. Gene Ontology annotation, molecular function: G-protein alpha-subunit binding; guanyl-nucleotide exchange factor activity. Lineage: Eukaryota; Metazoa; Chordata; Actinopteri; Salmoniformes; Salmonidae. Gene Ontology annotation, cellular component: plasma membrane; cytoplasm. The transcript is spliced from 14 exons.
GGUGACCACUUACUCUCCUAAAAGUAUGUCUGUCUGUCUGUCUGUCUAUGAGGAAGAUAAAAUAUAAAAACAUUCUCAUUUGUGAAGCAUCCCUUCAUUUCCUCACGCUUUUGCUUUCCCUUCACUACCAGGCUAUCUUCUCUGUAUUGUUCCAAUUUCUAAUCUGUGAAACAUUCCUUAUUUUCCUGUCAGUCUCUGUCCAUUUACUAGUCACUGUUCACAAUAUAAUCCAUGGCCUAUUGUACUGUGAAAAGAGAGAGAGAGGGAGAGAGCGAGAAAGAGGUGAGGGAGAUUAGAUUAGAUUACAUACAGGGUUUAGGAGAUAGAAACUGCACAGAGAAACACAGAGAGACAAAGAGACAAGACCAAGGUUGCUAUCUGUAUCCUGCCAUUGAAGGGACACCAGGUUUGUGGGGUGUAGAUGUAGGUGGAAUGUGUGCUGCUAUUGCAUGACUGAAGGUGAUAGUAUUGAAUCUUGUAUGUUAGGAUGAAAAGUAAUGCUUGAUCACACUGCUUUGGUUCAGCAUUGUAAUGGUGUGUGUGUGUGUGUGUGAAAGCAUGGAUAUGGACUUGGAGAGGAUCAUUCAGUGCAUCAAACAAGGAGACCAGGUCAGUGUCCAGACACACCUGGACCACUACAACACUCAGUAUGCUGAAUGCUUCUUCUUCAAUAUUGAGGAGAGGGAAAGAAGAAAGCAAAAAGAGCUGGAUGAGUUCAGGAAGAACAAAAUGAGGGACUUUGUUCCCGACUCGGACCCUGAUUUCAACUCAGACUCAGAUGACGCUGAGGACCCGGAUCUCCUUCUCAGACGGAGGUUGGCUGCAGCCCUGGUGUGGUUUAUCCGUACCCAGCUCCAGCCGGGGGUUCUGAGAGUGACCCUGCGUACGCUACGUAUCCUGUCCCGCGACCGGCAGGCUUUGGCACCCCUAGUGACCGACACCGCUCUCCUCACCCUAGCCCACCUGGGCGGCAUAACCUCCCUGCCCAUCCCCGAGGGCCAGGAGGAAGACGAGGAGGAAGGUCAUGAUGCUGAGAGAGAAGAUUACGGCCAUGUCCUUAGUGACGUCAGUUCGGAUGCCUGUAAACAGAGCGACACGGGUGGGUGCAGUAGGGGCGCUAAUGCUAAUACUAGUUCGUUAGCGGUUAGCAACGUGGAUGCUAACGUUGUCGGUGCUAGCCCGACCCAGCACUCCUUGGCCCAGGCUUCCACUCAGACCUGUCCAGCCCUGGUUACGGCCAACAACAGCCAAGGUGGAGCGAUGACAUUGCCAUCGGUGGCCAGGGACCCCUGCUGCACCCUCAGCACGGAAACCUGCCAUGGCAACCUGCGCUCUGUCUCCACGGAAACCUGCACUGCCCAGCACCACUGCUCUCCGGGUCAUGCCCGGGAAGAGAGGGAUGAAGAGAGGGAUGAAGAGGUGGAUGAAGAAGAGAAAGAGGAAGAUGACCAGGAGGGGAGGAGGGAAGCCCUGAAAGCCCUGUGUAAUAUCAUCUACAACAGUCAGAGGGCGCAAGAGAGGGUCAGCGCUCUGAGACUGCUCUAUGGUCUAUCAGACAGGCUGAAGCAGGGGAUCAGUGCCAAAGCUCUUCACAGUGGUCAGUUUUAUGAACUACGGCUGCUCUUUCUGCUGACGGCUCUGAGACCAGAGCUCAGGGUGCAACUGCAGCAGGAGCGAGGGGUGUCCAUGCUGACUGCAGCUCUGGAGCAGUGUCUGUCUGUGCAGUGGGGGGAAGAGUACGAGGUGCUGAGCGACCACAGAGCUCCCCCUGUCUCUAAGGAAGUGUCACAGCGGGCUGUGGAGAUCCUCAAGACCCUGUUCAACAUCACAUACAGCUUCCACAGACAGGAGCCAGACGAGGAGGAUGCAGCUCUCUAUCGCCGCCUGGCUGCAGUGCUACGUCACUGCCUGCUGCUGACCUGUGACGGAGAAGAACUCACUGAGGAGUUACAGGGGCACACAGUGAACGUGCUCUCUGCCCUGCCCCUGCAAUGUCUGGACGUGCUGCUGUCUGUGCAUCUGACGGAGAGUUCACAGGAGUGGGAGGGGGUCAACAUGGACACUGUCCACACCCUACUCACCUUCAUGGAGAGACGCCUGGACAGGGGUCAGAAGUUGAAGGAGAAACUGACUCCAGUCCUGAAUCUGUUGACUGAGAGCUGCCGUGCGCAUCGCGAGACACGCCACUACCUCAGACAACAGAUCCUCCCCCCUCUGAGGGAUGUGGUCCUGAGGCCGGAGCAGGGUGCCACAGUGAGGGGACGUUUGGUGCGCCUGAUGACCCACGUGGACACGGACAUCAAGCACUGUGCUGCUGAGCUCCUCUUUGUGCUCUGCAAAGAGAACGUGAGUCGUUUUGUGAAGUACACAGGCUAUGGUAAUGCAGCAGGUUUGCUGGCAGCGCGGGGCAUGCUGAGUGGAGGUCAGGUGACCCACGCCCAGUACUCUAGCGACUCAGACUCUGACACAGAGGAAUACAGGGAAGCUAAGGGGCGCAUCAACCCAGUGACGGGGAGGGUGGAGAAGGAGCAGCCAGACCCCAUGGAGGGAAUGACAGAGCAGGAGAAAGAGCAGGAGGCACAAAGACUCAUCAGCCUGUUCAACAGGCUCUCACGGGACAAGAUCAUCCAACCAGUGGGAGUAACGACAGGGGGGAGACUGGAGCCCCUGUGUGGUCAGAUGAGGGGGAGCACUGUGGAAGAGGAGGAAUCAGAGGGAGAGAGUGAGGAAGAGAGGGAAAAGUAGGGAGGAGAGAAAAUAAAGAUUACAAGAAGUUACUGUAUAGAAUGAAGUUACAGCAUAGGAUGGUGAAGAGAGGGUGAGGAAGAGAGAUAGAGGUUGGUUUGUAUUUAUAUAGCACAGUGGUGGAAAAAGUACCCAAUUGUCACACUUGAGUAAAAGUAAUAGAAAACGACUCAAGUAAAGGUGAAAGUCACCCAGUAAAAGAAUAAUAUGUCUAAAAGUAUCUGGUUUUAAAUAUACAGUACCAGUCAAA